CUUAAGCGGUCGAUUCAAAUUUUUUUAGUGAAAAUGUUCAUUCGCGUACUUUUGGUUGCUUCGUUUAUCGUCGUUUUGAAUCAGGUGAAUUCAGCACCAGCAGGUGUAGCGAUUGGUGAUUUGAACAAGUUGAUAGAAUCUUCAAAAGAAGCGCGAAAAGUAGCAACGGCUAAAGCUGAAGAAGCCGCUGAAGUGAUCGAGAAAGCUAAAGAAGCUUCUGAUGAUUUUAAAAAAAAACAAGAGAAAUAUUUUCAGGCUCUGGUGACGAAAAAUUCAUUGGAGAGAGAAAAAGAGGCUGCAAUUGCUGCAUUCGAGGAAGCUAACAGAACAAAGACAGAUAAGGAAUCCGCAAAAAAUAAAGCUCCUGUGGAUGCAGUCAAGACACGAGAAUUUGAAGCCGCUAAAACAGAGUUUGAAAGAAUUGAAAAAGAAAUAAAAGUUAUUGAAGAAGAAAUAAAGAACGCGAGCCUUGAAAUAAAAAAUGCUGAAGCAGAAUAUAAUUCAGCAAAAACAAAAGCUGAUGAUAUUGUGAACAAAGCUGACAAAAUUACUAAAGAAGCUACUGACGCUGAAGCACAUGCUAAUCAAAUAGAAUCCAAUGUCUUAAUUGCUAGUUUGCUGUCAUCUUCAUCAGCCGUGGGAUCAAAUGGGCUGAAUGACACAAAAGUUUCAUCAACAACCGCAAGUCCAACUUUGACGACAGCCAAGCCAAAUUUUGUGGCACUCACCCCAGAACAGAAAUUGUUCAUCAGAUUGUACUUCAGUAAAUUAAAACCUGAAGCCACUACAAAACCCCCCACAAUGGUAGGAAACUUCAUAAGAGCCUGGGCCAAAGUUAAUUUGGGAAUUGCAGAAUCUCUUGACCGGAUCAAAGCCUCAGUCAAAGGAGUUUUCAGACCUGGCAACAACGCGACAGGCUGAUUUUGGACGAAUUCAAAAAAACGAAUUAUUGAUUAAUUUUUACAUAUUUUUUUACCAAAAAAAUUUCUAGUCUUAAGUUUUUUUUCUAUAAUGUAAUUGGAAUAAAUAAAGAAAAAUUUUAUUA
This is a messenger RNA of Microplitis demolitor, 1045 nucleotides long. Its product is annotated as laminin subunit gamma-1-like. The transcript is spliced from 3 exons. Lineage: Eukaryota; Metazoa; Arthropoda; Insecta; Hymenoptera; Braconidae. Bases 34 to 921 code for a protein of 295 amino acids. The record is from RefSeq and is a predicted model, not a curated record.